Messenger RNA from Leptidea sinapis, 1658 nucleotides. RefSeq names its product putative inorganic phosphate cotransporter. Gene Ontology annotation, molecular function: transmembrane transporter activity. The record is from RefSeq and is a predicted model, not a curated record. Gene Ontology annotation, biological process: monoatomic anion transport; transmembrane transport. Bases 142 to 1551 code for a protein of 469 amino acids. Lineage: Eukaryota; Metazoa; Arthropoda; Insecta; Lepidoptera; Pieridae. Gene Ontology annotation, cellular component: plasma membrane. The transcript has 11 exons.
ACCGCGCGUGGUGUUGGGGCGUUAGUGAGCGUUCGAUGUUCGCGCACGUCGGACACUGGCGCGCACAGACAGACAGACAGACACGUACUCGGAUGACAUGUCGCAACACUAGUGUUCCUGGACGCAGGUAGCUGUUCAGCCAUGGCCGAGCCACCCCAUAACGCCAAACCAAAGGGCGUGGGGGUGCGGCACCUGCAGACGUUCCUGUUAUUCCUGGGCAUGCUUCUGGCGUACAGCAUGAGGGUCAACCUGAGCAUCGCCAUCGUGGAUAUGACGGACUCCACCAACGAACACUAUUUCAAGUGGAGCCUCAGCGUGCAAUCGCUCAUCCUGUCGUCGUUCUUCUGGGGUUACGUAGUGCUGCAGAUCCCGGCCGGCGCACUGGCUCGGAGGAUCGGCGGAAAGCCGCUCAUGUUGGGCGCACUCACUGUCAACACCGCCGUGUCGCUUCUCAUGCCGACUUUGGCAAACAUCGGUGGAUGGCAGGUGGUGUGCGCGUGUCGUGUGCUGCAAGGACUCAGCCAAGGUUUCGUGUUCCCGUCCACGCACUACCUGGCCAGCCAAUGGAUCCCGCUCGAGGAGAAGGGCAUCCUCACCACCAUUAUCUAUGCAGGCGGACAGCUCGGAAUUGGCGUGCAGCUGGUGGCAGCCGGGUUCAUAGCGGCAGCGUGGGGCUGGCCUGCCAUUUUCUACGUGAACGGCGCGCUGGGCAUCGCCUGGCUCCUGGUCUACGCACUGUACGGCUCCUCCAGUCCAGAGCAAUCGCGCCACAUAUCAGCUGAGGAGCUGUCCUACAUCCAAGUGUCGCUAGGCACAGGGGGCAAGCCGAAGCGUCACCCAGUGCCGUGGCGGCGCUUGGCUACGUGUCUGCCAUUCUGGGCCGCCGUGGUAGCACAUGGCGGACAGAACUGGGGCUUCUUCACGCUAAUGACGGAGAUGCCCACCUACAUGGCUAAAGUUCUCAACUUUAAGUUGACUCAAAACGGCUUGCUGUCGUCGCUGCCAUACCUCGUAAUGUACCUGCUCAGCUUCCCUAUGGGCAUGAUGACGGACCUUAUCAUCAGGCGCGGCUGGCUGAGUAUCUCCAACACGAGGAAACUGUCCAACUCCAUAGGUCUGUGGGGUCCGGCCUUAGCCCUGAUUGGACUAUCGUACAUUCCCAAAGGCAGCAUGGCACUCGCAGUCGUCAUGCUGACAGUGACAGUCGGUAUGAAUGCGGGACAGUAUACAGGCUAUCCUCUUGUCUUCAUCGACCUUGCGCCAAACUUUAGCUCCGUUCUGAUGGGAACGUCAAACACCAUCGCCGGUCUCAUCUCCAUUAUAGCUCCAAUCGUGUGCGGCCUCAUCAUACAGGAUGAAAGCGACCCGCUGGAGUGGCGCAAGGUGUUCUUCCUGGCGUCUGCCAUCUACUUCUUCUCAAACCUGUUCUUCGUGCUGUUCACUACGUCCGAGCGACGAUCUUGGAACGAGCCAACCGAGCGGAGCUCCAGCGACAUCGAAAAGAAAGGAAUGGAGAUGACGUCUUCGUAUAAGACCACCGUCGCGACGUGACAGCUCGGGCGUGGAUAAACUCCGCGACAUAUCAACAUGUAUAAGACAUUUUGUUUGUGUAUAUAUAGUGAAGUGCUAUAUUAUAUUAAAUUGUAUAUAAGUGCAAA